UGAGGAACACACUGCUGUUUAUCUGGAACUGGAACUAGGUUUUUAGUUAAUUUUUCUUCUCCACGUAAAAUGGAGCUAAUGUGUGUUUGUGUAAUACAUCAGAAAGUAGUGAAUCACUUGGCGAUGUGACGUUAGAGGAAACUAAUCAGCUUCAGGGAGGUAACAGUGACGUCACCGCACUGCCGCAUGUUUGGGGUUUCUGCUUGACCCCAUUCAGUCAACAGGAGCUCGCACCUGGCUCAGGUGCAGAUGACGUCACACAGGGCGGGUCCCUGCGCUCCUGGGGUGGUUUAAGGAGCCGACGCGCGCUCCCGGGAUCCUCAGCAUCUUGAGUGAUGGAUCCGAAGCGGAUUAUAGGACAGUGCGCGCCGCUCUUCUUCCUGGCGGUGAUCUUUGACCUGGUCGGCUUCCUCCUGCUGUUGGUGGGUCUGGCCGCGUCCCCGCAGAUCGCAGGGCGUGUGUACGGGGAUUUCCUCGCGCUCACCGGCGCCGUCCUCAUGUUCGUCGGCCUCGGCAUGUGGGUCAUGUGGUACGCAGGGAACAUCGGAGCAGACGGAAAGCGCAUCGGCUUCGGACGGAUCGCUAGGAAACUGUCGGAGCGCAUGAGCACAGUGAAGUGGAGAGGAGACACCGGGAAAGGUCAGGAAGAUGAGCAGGAGAUGGAGGAGGAGGAGGAGGAGGAGGGGGAGGAAGAGGAUGAUGGAGGGAAGAGCGAUAAAAUUGCGGCUUACACCAAUGAAGCGUUCGAACCUGAGGAUAAGGAGACAGUCUGAGAACAGGUGUAUGUGGAGGUUCUUGUGGAGGAUUUGAUGGCGUGUGGAAAUCAGACCUCGUGUUUAACUUAUUGUCACUUUAUUUCACUAUAUUUAUUACUGUGUGAACUGUACAUAGACACACACAAACACACACACACACCAUCACUGUAGCAGGUGCACUUUCUGUCUGUGUGGGUUCAGGGGAAGUGUUUGUUUGUUUCUCCUCUAAAGCUUUUUGUUCUCAUGGCUUUAGUGACUGUGUGUGUUGCGUGUUCAUUGUGUGUGUUGCGUGUUCGUUGUCUGUGUUUGUUCUGAAAGUUUUGCUCCAGUGAAAGGAUUUCUCAGUCAAACCGGCCGAGCCUGCAUGCAAACAUGUUUACAUGAGAUUACAUUACACUCCCUCACCAGGAGAGAGAGAGAGAGAGAGAGAGAGAGACAGGAAGUCAGAGUGGUCAGACAGGUUUUAAUGAAAAACCCGUCUUUGGUUUCAGCGUGUGGUGGAAAAUCACCAGCGUUCUCACUUUCAUCACUUUUAUUUUUCACUUUAUUUAUCUCUUAAUUUAUUUUUUAAUUUAUUUUGCUCUGAGUCACUGUCACUUUAUCACACACACACACACACACACACACACACACACACACACACACGUUUCACUACACAACAUGCAUCUCAAUUAUUUCAUU
Messenger RNA from Tachysurus vachellii, 1436 nucleotides. Its product is annotated as transmembrane protein 238-like. NCBI's taxonomy places the organism in Eukaryota, Metazoa, Chordata, Actinopteri, Siluriformes, Bagridae. Bases 336 to 773 code for a protein of 145 amino acids. The record is from RefSeq and is a predicted model, not a curated record. The transcript is spliced from 2 exons.